GCGACACAGUGCCACGCAAGAUUGUACCACCAUUACUAUCGUCAGCUUCACUGGAAUCAGCAACACCACUCCUGGUCACAGCAGUCUCUUCAGCAGUAGCGACACCCGUGAUAUCUGGUGGGAUUGUCGUCGUAGUCGUUGUGGGAGGAUUCGACCUUGUCCUCUUCAGCUCAGCCGCCUUCUUGGAUCGUCGUGAGGCAGAUUUUACCUUGGCUUGUCGUGGUUUGUGACCUCUCCUUCGCAUUCCCUCAUUCAGGCUGAUGAUGCGGUUGCCUCCUGGGAGCUAAAAAAUCCCAGCAGUGACGUCGAUGGUAGUAUAGGCGGCCGCGCAGGUUCGGGUCGGCAGUCGUGCAUGCAUCCGCUGUGGGAGCCCUCGACGAGAUAAAAGAGCAACCUUCCUUUCUCCUCCCCUAGCACAUCAAAAACAUGAGACGAAAAUGGGCCACAAGUGAAGUCAAAGCAAUGGCUGGGCUGCGUGUGAUGAUGGAUGGGUCUGAGCAGAGGCUGAAACGGGCGGCGGUUGUCCUGGUCUGGUCUGUCUGGGGAAUUAGACUGGCAAAAACCUUGGAAGGGGGGAUCGUGGUGUCGGGUGCGAGAGAGAGAGAGAGAGAGUGUGUGUGUGUGUGUGUGUUGUGUGUGUGAUGACUGAGUUUGGUUUGGUUUGGUUUGGUGUGUGCGUGUGCGUAGAGGUGGGUGGAAUUCGAAAUUGGGAAUCAGGAAGCGCGCGUCGCCCGGUGGGUGGGUUUAGAAGUUGGCAGCAAACACCCCAGUGGCCCGAAAGGGGACUAUGACGUUAUGCUGCUGGUCAAGGCGGCGGCGACAUGCGAGACAACGCGAACCCUUGCGAGACGCCCUGACUGCCGGGACUGACAGAUUGAUGACCUCUCCGAUACAGAUUACACUACGUAUCUUACCGAUAACUACACUUGCCCUUUGGAUACGAACUGAGUGCCUCUGGCUUUUCUCUCAACAACUGAUGCCUUUUCACAAGAUAUGGAGGCAGUGAGUGGGAGCAUUGGGUCGGGUUGCACAUCACAUUUAUUAAAGCUGGCCGGUGGGUAACAGGGCCCUCGCAGGGAGGAUGGCGCUUCGUGCCUUGCUUUCACUUGCUCGGUGCCACUGCCCCAUGUCGCUUCCUCGGCCAGGUGUCCGCUGCCGCCGUGGUUAUGUAUAUGGGGGUCCUCUCCCCCCCCCCCUCCCCCCAACCCCUCUCUCCCUCCCAUCCGAUGGACGGGAUGCCAGAUUGACUCGAUCAGGGUCCAAUAAUGCAUUGACAAGACGUGGCUGAGGGGUCCUGUACAAUGAGCUGGCCAGACUACUGGGACCAAUCUGACAAAGUGAGGCCAUUUCGGCCUCCAGAGGCUGCAAGAAAUACGCGCGCUCGGGGAUACGAUUGGACAGGUGUCGAGGUCGAUAAUGUCGCUUCCAGCGGAAUUUGGCAUUUCAGCUGGCAUUUUCUGGGGAAACUAGGACGAACGCAGCAGCAAGCAUAGCACAACAGCACAACAGCGCACAGCAAAGGGUACAGCACACAUUACUCCGUACACCACAGCAAACGGCACAAGUCACUCUUACAGGAAGGAAGGAAGGCUUCUGCAGAUUGCAGUUCCGUCCCGUCGGCGACCAUGGCUUGCUCCCCGAUCCUACGCAGUACAAAGUACGCAGUUACGCACCCCACCUCGCAUGCCCCCUCCCUCAAUCCCACCGCCUCGAGUCGAUAUCCCGGAGCUUCCAUAUUGGGCCGACUCCCCGGCUCUCACAAGCUUUAAAAAGGUACAAAAGAUCGACUGAACUAUGCAAGGAAUCAUCGAACCAAAUCGUGAUCGCAAUCGUCGAUGGUGCUUGACAAGUGGCGGCACGGACGGUUAUGACCGAGUGACCCAAAACCCAAAAUCCCCCGGUCCCGUACCUUCUCCAAGAUGGGAAAAUUUCUUUUGGGCUGAUUUGAUCCCGCUGACGACCCAUGGAAGAUUUCCAUAUCGGAUCCCCCAGUGGAACAUUACGUCAACGGCGCCAGGGAUAACCGAUGAGAGGGCGGGGCAACCAUGCGCUGCAAGGGCACGGCCGGCCUGAUUCGUCGGUUUGGGUACAAGCCUCACACCGUGCUGAGACACGUCUUUCGCACAGUCCUGCAGUUGUGCCUGACCACAUCCUCACUUUUUUAUAUUUCAGAAAACCUCGCUGCCUCGUUCGCAGGAAAAUCGGCAGCCCGGCAGCCUCAGCGGGCGUUUUGAUCCGGGAGAUUUCUUGGCCAUCUCCCGAUCGAUUGGAACCACCGAUCUGAUGACCGACGUCGGGGAAUGCUUACAUAGUGACGGGUGGUGGUGUGAGGUGGUGGUGGUGAAGAAUUUUGCAAUAUAUCAACACAGCCUCACGUGGACAGGACCAUGAUCCGACAAUUCGUCAUCAUCAUAUCCAUGCCGAACCAUGGAGACCUGCGUCGACGACCUCUAAUGAACCAGCAUGUCUGGUACCGGUGAGGUUGUGAUUAAAAAAGUCUCUCAUUCAAAAUAAAAACUAGGAAAAUCCAUCGGUCAUUUUCCUGGCCGGUGGGGGCCAAGACCCGUUGGUGCUGCGCUGCACUAUCUACCGGCCGGACUUGAGCCGGAUAAUUCUAACAGAGCCGGAGGUGUGGGUCGCCUUUCUGGCAGCGCCCGCAGCCGAUAGGCCCCACUAUUUUCGGAACCAUAUUUUACGUUUCCAUUGGUCACGUCAGUUUCAUGCUGCCCCACUGAAUCUGCGAGGCUGCUGCGGGUUCCUGAGCUUCUCAAGUAACCUUCGACAGCCUCGCCGUCCUAUCUCCAACUGCUCAACAUACAAAUUUAUCACGAACCCCACGAUGGCCGACUCCGACGACGAAUAUGUCGGGGACCUCUCUGGUGACGAUGCCGGAGUCGACAGCGUCUACGGUACACGAUCGAAAGAUGGCGGAAAAGGAAAAGGUGGCCAGAAGGGCAAGGGAACCCGCAAAGCAGCCUGGGAAGAAGUCCACCGAGCCUGGGACGAGGUUGCCAUUGCCGAAGAUGGCAGCAUCACAGUGGCCGAGUUGAUCGAGGCCGAGAAACGCCGGCGGUUGAUGCGGGAUACCACACCGAUCCAGCGUGGAAUAAUACGGCACAUGGUGUUGGUGUUGGACAUGAGCAUCGCGAUGGCAGAGAAGGACCUGCUUCCGAACCGCUUCGCCCUCACCUUCUCCUACGCUAUGGAAUUUGUGAACACAUUCUUUCAGCAGAAUCCAAUCAGUCAGCUGGGGAUCAUCGGGAUGCGCGAUGGUAUUGCCGUCAGGAUCAGCGACAUGAGUGGGAACCCAGUCGAGCACAUUGAGAAGCUGAGGCAGUGGGCGCUUAAGGACCCUAUUGGGAACCCAAGUCUUCAAAAUGCCCUCGAAAUGUGUCGAGGUCACUUAUACCACACCCCCUCCCACGGCACCCGCGAAGUCCUCAUCAUCUACGGCGCCCUCCUCUCCUCGGACCCAGGCGACAUCUCCGACACCAUCACCUCCCUCAUUGCCGACCGCAUCCGCGUCUCCAUCAUCGGCCUCGCCGCCCAGGUAGCCAUCUGCGCCGAGCUCUGCGCCCGCACAAACGACAACGACGACUCCCAAUACCGCAUCGCCCUCCACGAGCAGCACUUUCGCGAGCUCUUCCUCGCCGCCACGACACCCCCCGUCACCCACGAGGCAGAGCAAUCAAACGCCUCCCUCCUCAUGAUGGGCUUCCCCUCCCGCUCCCUCGCAUCAAAAGAUUUUGUCUCCCUCUGCGCCUGCCACAACAAACCAACAAGAGAAGGGUACACCUGCACGAGGUGUAGAAUCAAAGUCUGCCGGUUACCCGCGUCUUGUCCCGUUUGCGGACUGACGCUGAUAUUGUCCAUUCACCUGGCGAGAUCGUAUCACCACCUUUUUCCCCUCAAAUCAUGGGUGGCGGUUCCGUGGACAGAAGCAAAGAAGUCGGUGGCGUGUUUUUCCUGCCAGACGCCCUUCCCGCCUGUCCCGAAGGCUGCGCCGCCAAAGAUCAAGUUGAAGGUGAAGGAGUCUUCCGGUGUUGGGGGGCAGACAGCAGCCAAUAUCGCCAAGGCAAAAGGCAGAGGGGAGGUGCCUGCAAAGACGAAUACUGUAACGGCACCGACGCCAGGGUUGUUGCCAGAGGCGAUCAAGGCCGGGGUGAGCGAGAGCGGGAGGUAUAAAUGUCCAGUGUGUGAGGAGCAUUUUUGCAUUGAUUGCGAUAUUUAUGCCCACGAGACGAUUCAUAAUUGUCCGGGGUGUUUGGCGAGGCUGGUGAAGAGUCAGCAGCAACAACAGGAGGAAGUAGUAGGGGCAGGGGAGGCGAUGGAGGUGGAUUCAUGAUUAUUAACAGGACAUUGAACUGAGAGCGUCAAACGGGCAUAAAUGGUAAUUAGCGAUUUGUUUAUAUUGGUUUUUGAAACGGCGUAUCUGGUGGUUAUUGAAAACAGGACAACAAAGCUAUGGGGUCGGGUUAGCGAGUGAAGAUGGGAGUUUGGAGACUCAUGCAGGGAUCAAAAGCAGAGAUACUAAUCAUCAUGAACUGAAGUGAGAAUGAUGGGUAUCUGAUGCUCAUGUGGUCAUCAACAGGGUGAUAUAUAACUCGCAGAUAUGUAACUUCCUCAACCAUCCAGCCGACCGUAACUCCAA
This is a messenger RNA of Podospora pseudocomata, 4651 nucleotides long. RefSeq lists its product as uncharacterized. Gene Ontology annotation, biological process: nucleotide-excision repair; DNA-templated transcription; regulation of transcription by RNA polymerase II. The transcript is spliced from 2 exons. Gene Ontology annotation, cellular component: transcription factor TFIIH holo complex; transcription factor TFIIH core complex. The coding region runs from base 2840 to 4345 and encodes 501 amino acids. Lineage: Eukaryota; Fungi; Ascomycota; Sordariomycetes; Sordariales; Podosporaceae. Gene Ontology annotation, molecular function: zinc ion binding. The record is from RefSeq and is a predicted model, not a curated record.